Molecule: messenger RNA, 726 nt
Organism: Hydatigera taeniaeformis
Lineage: Eukaryota; Metazoa; Platyhelminthes; Cestoda; Cyclophyllidea; Taeniidae
Source: the annotation of a GenBank genome assembly
AUGGUCGGCGGUAUCACUCCCCUAACUAAGGAAGACAUGAAUGAGGUUAUGUUUCAGGAAGCCCUUACGGAGGUAAUGAAGAAUUUGGAUGAAGCGAAUGAAUGCCAUUCCUUCCGACUCGUCAGAGUUAUCGAGGCUACAAAGCAGGUUGUCGCUGGGAUGAAAUAUGCCGUAAAGCUAGAGGUAGCUCCCAUCUACUCGAAUGAAAAUGACGGAGAAUGUUCAAAGGCUUGCUACCUUGGUUUAAGUGGGAACAAGAAAGCGGUGGCAACGGUUAUUGUUCAGCCAUGGAGAGAUCCAAAGCACUACAUCACGUUCAAUCCUAACAAUGAUGGUUCUGCAGACUUUAGUAAAAAUGGAGAGUUAAUCAGCAGCUGUAGUUUACCAGAAUGGACAACCCUCUCCUCAGGAGAAAUGCAAUCAGAACAAUUUCGGGAGGUGCUCCAAAAGAGUAUCGAAAAACUAAAUGAAACUGCCAGGAGGUGCUUCCGAUAUGAGUUCCUGGAUUUAAUUGAAGGGAAGAGACUUAUGGCUUCAAGCCCGAAGUAUGAAUGGACAAUGAGAGUGAAAAAGAUUUACGACGAAUCCAUGCCCAGUUGUAAAGGUACCUGCGCCGAUGAUUGCUCGGGCAUUGAAAUUUACAGGGCCAGUGCCUUGGCAAGUCCGCUCGAGGGAGGAACACCAGAAAUCCUGAACAUAGGGUACCAAGGCCCCGCUGACUUAUGA